Messenger RNA from Alternaria burnsii, 1890 nucleotides. RefSeq lists its product as uncharacterized. The transcript is spliced from 3 exons. The record is from RefSeq and is a predicted model, not a curated record. Lineage: Eukaryota; Fungi; Ascomycota; Dothideomycetes; Pleosporales; Pleosporaceae. The coding region runs from base 1 to 1890 and encodes 629 amino acids.
AUGACCACCGCAUCCGCCGAACUUUCUCCGGCCUCCGGUACCAACGGUACCUUCGACCCGUCAGCCGUCAAACCUCCAUUUUUCGACAUCAAUGGCAAGAAACCUAUACAUUAUGGCGUGUUGCUCUUUCCUGGAUUCCAAGCGCUCGAUGUCUUUGGUCCUCUUGAUGUUUUCAACUCGCUGUCCAUGCUAUACCACUUCCCCACCAAGUUGACUAUGCUCGCCGCAAACAGCUCUCCAGUAGAGACUUCGCAUCAAAGAGCUGGCAACCAGAUGUUCUCGCAUCCCGAGACGAAUGUUUCUCAGAGCUUGAUGGUAGAUCGCACAUUCCAAGAGCAGCUCGACAUUCAACAGGCUGGUGCGUUUGCGGACGCGCGGGGUGGCGCCAUCGACGUUCUCAUCGUACCCGGUGGUGUCGGUACGCGCAACGACAUGGACGCCGAAAUUGAGUUUGUAAGGGAAAUAUACCCUAAUCUGAAAGCUCUCUUAUGCGUAUGCACCGGGGCCACCAUCUUGGCUCGCGCUGGUGUUUUGGAUGGCCGGCGUGCGACGACGAACAAGCGCGCUUACACAUGGGCGACAAGUACAGGACCCAACGUGAAAUGGGUUGCAGAGGCACGAUGGGUUGUAGAUGGAAAUAUUGUCACGGGAUCUGGUAUCAGCGCGGGUAUAGAUGCGACAUACGCCUUCGUGGGACUGAAUUAUGGUACAACUCAGCUGCCUAAAUCGGGCAUUGUAUUUCACUUCGCUAUUGUUGUGAUAUGGAGCAGUACUACGUAUAUGUUCCAACUAUUCACUGAGACGACAUACAGUUUCCGAUUCUUCUCCUUCUCUUCAGGUUAUUCUGACCCAGCCCUGUUAUUCUCCAUUUCAACCUUUCUACAAAUGUAUUCGAUACAGCGGCGCCGGCAGCGAAAACUCAUGUCGAACGGGAUACUGAGUAAUCUCGAACCGCUUCUUCUAGUCAUACGAGAAGAGCUUGGCCUCGACUGGUGUUUCUACGAGGAGUUCCUAAAUUGCGUCCGAACAGCGACGUUGAAGGGCGAGGACACUUCGGUUUGGGUACAUCACAUCGAACCACUGGUACAAAAACCAACCCUACAAUUCGCGCAUCAAGGCGUGCUCUUCCUAUUCCGUGAGAUGGGUGCGGCGCUACGAAGCAAAUCUCCUCCUUCCACCAACAUGUUAUCUCCAUCACCCCUUCCCAGCGGCCAACCUCAGCUACCCGCGUCUCCCACAUCCAAUGUACAGCGCAACUGCACAGGUGGCCACGCGCCUAUAGCUUCCCCACCGUCUGCUGUCAACACGCGACCUCCACCAUCACCAUCACCCGCAAAUCAACUACAACGCUAUCGUGCCCUCGAUCAAGCGCCCGUGGCGUCGCUGUGCUUCGACCGCCGCGGACCGCCUGCAUCCCCCCCUACCAGCGUUUCCAGGCCUUCUGCACCGCCAAUGGCAUCCUUCAGCUUUGACUACUCGAAACCGCUCAAGCAACUGCCAGUCUCAGCCAACUUCUCGCUUCCUUCCGCAGACAGCGUCGCCUUCUCGGGUGAGGAACGCCGCAUCACAGUCGAGCCUCUUAAGUCCGCGUACUCUGGUGGGUUCGUUCUCCACCAGGAUCCUGCAUUCAGGCAGGACGUUCAAGAGUUCUUCGGCCAUAAACACCCUGUGGGUAAGUCAGACACCAAGUACCACAGUCAGAAGGAUGUGCCACCGGUUUACAAGGCUGCAGAUGACGAUCUCGCGGUUUGGAGGGCAGACGGGGGAGCUGGAAACGUGGGCAACGACAGUGGUGGAGAGGGUUAUGUGGAGGACAGGAUGAAGAGUUUGGAAGACAGGAGCCGAGGAAACUUGUUGGAUCGGUUGCGUUACAAGCUUUUCAACGAGUAA